Ostertagia ostertagi is the source of this 300-nucleotide messenger RNA. Lineage: Eukaryota; Metazoa; Nematoda; Chromadorea; Rhabditida; Trichostrongylidae. The record is from the annotation of a GenBank genome assembly.
AUGAACACCUCUUCACUUCUACUGAUUCUCUGCGUUGCGGUUGUGGCCGUAUGUGGAAUCAUCCGCGAGAAACGCCAACAACGAACCGUCAUUCAACGCACUGUGAUCAACCAAGGAUUCAAUCGUCCACCACCAUAUGGUGGUAACGCAUUCCAACCACCCUACGGUGGUAACGCAUUCGGUAGAAGCCCCUGGACCAACACCGGCUUCGGUAACGCCUGGGGAACUGGAUUCAAUCGAGCCCCAUUCGCUCCUCCUCAACCAACGGUGGUGAGAACGACGGUCAUCAGACAGGGUUAA